AUGUCCGACGGCAUCCCGUUCACCACAGGCAGCGAAGCAACUAGCGGCUGGCCCCCUCACCGGGGCCCUCGUCCCGUAUUUGAGCCCGGGCCGGCCGAUAUCAAAGCUGCUAAGACGGCCGAGAAGAGGGCAGAGAAGGACCGUCAACGACAAUUUACGAAGCCGUCUCUCGCCAAGAAGGUAAUUACAACAACCAAGACUACCAUCAUCGAGAAGUUAUUGCGUUCAGACCCAGAAAAGCCCAAGAAGCAGAGGGUUGAUCGCGACAGGGACGGUGUUCCCAUCAGAUGA
Molecule: messenger RNA, 291 nt
Organism: Colletotrichum spaethianum
Lineage: Eukaryota; Fungi; Ascomycota; Sordariomycetes; Glomerellales; Glomerellaceae
Exons: 1
Coding region: 1-291 (96 amino acids)
Source: RefSeq, a predicted model, not a curated record